AUGAUGAUACACAUCAGCACCAUAGAUGAUAUCGUAUCAUUGCUCAAAAUGAUAUAUCACAAAAAUUGUGAUGUUAUUGGCUCAAUCAUCUACAUUUUUAUAAACAAUCUGCCUCGCAAUGAAAGAUACAAGCCAGAGAACACACUUCUCGUAGGAUUGAUGCCUGGCCUGAAGGAACCCAAAUCCAAAGAGAUAAACCAUUAUCUCCAGCCUAUGGUAGAUGAUCUGAUAAGAUUGUAUGAGGGACUGGCAAUCCCAACUUUUGAGUGUCCUAGUGGUGUCCACAUCCGUGCCACAUUGAUGAUGGUGGCCUGUGACAUCCUGGCAGCAAGAAAGACAAGUGGGUUCACCUCGCACAACAGUACAUGUGCAUGUUACAAGUGCAACAGACAUUUCCCUUGCUUGGAAAACGGUGUCAAUGUUGACUUUUGUGGGUUUGACUUCUCUCGGUGGGUGCUUCGUGAUGGUAUAGAGAACAGGUUGCAUGCUGAGGAGUGGGAAAGUGCUAGUAACCCCUCAGAAAGGCAUUGGCUGGAGGUCAAAAAUGGUGUUCGAUGGUCUGUGGUGAUCCAGACACUCGGAUGUUGGAUUUAUCACAUAUAA
This is a messenger RNA of Phycomyces blakesleeanus NRRL 1555(-), 603 nucleotides long. RefSeq lists its product as hypothetical. The transcript has 2 exons. Bases 1 to 603 code for a protein of 200 amino acids. NCBI's taxonomy places the organism in Eukaryota, Fungi, Mucoromycota, Mucoromycetes, Mucorales, Phycomycetaceae. The record is from RefSeq and is a predicted model, not a curated record.